This is a messenger RNA of Bufo bufo (common toad), 5150 nucleotides long. It is a transcript of the gene SLC1A3, whose product is annotated as solute carrier family 1 member 3. Bases 1 to 1629 code for a protein of 542 amino acids. The record is from RefSeq and is a predicted model, not a curated record. The transcript has 9 exons. Gene Ontology annotation, cellular component: plasma membrane. NCBI's taxonomy places the organism in Eukaryota, Metazoa, Chordata, Amphibia, Anura, Bufonidae. Gene Ontology annotation, molecular function: L-glutamate transmembrane transporter activity; neutral L-amino acid transmembrane transporter activity; glutamate:sodium symporter activity. Gene Ontology annotation, biological process: L-glutamate import across plasma membrane; L-aspartate import across plasma membrane; D-aspartate import across plasma membrane.
AUGACUAAAAGCAACGGAGAAGACCCGAGAUCUGGGAACAGGAUGGAGCGCUUCCAGCAAGGUGUGCGCCAACGCUCCAUGUUGGCCAAGAAGAAGAUGCAGAACAUCACGAAGGACGACGUGAAACGUUUCUUCGCGAAGAAUGGCUUUGUCCUGUUCACAGUCAUCGCUGUCAUUGUCGGUAUCAUCCUGGGAUUUUCUGUCCGAUCGUAUAAAAUGUCCUUCCGGGAGAUCAAGUACUUCUCCUUUCCUGGAGAGCUGCUGAUGAGAAUGCUCCAAAUGCUCGUCCUUCCUCUCAUUGUAUCCAGUUUGGUUACAGGUAUGGCCGCCCUGGACAGUAAGGCUUCUGGGAAAAUGGGAUUAAGAGCCGUUGUCUACUACAUGACGACAACGAUCAUCGCUGUAAUCAUUGGAAUCAUCAUCGUCGUCGUCAUCCACCCCGGAAAGGGCACCAAAGAAAAUAUGCAUCGAGAGGGAAAAAUCGAACCAGUUACAGCUGCCGAUGCUUUUAUGGAUUUAAUCAGAAACAUGUUCCCUCCAAAUAUGGUGGAAGCCUGCUUCAAACAGUUCAAGACACACUACGAGAAGAAACAGUUCAAGAUUUAUGUGCCGAAAAAUGAAUCAGUUUUCACUGAAGUCAUGAACAACGUCUCAGAUGCCAUGGCGUCAUUGGCCACAUUUCGAGAGGAGGUAGUGCCCGUUCCGGGGGCAGUGAAUGGAGUAAAUGCACUGGGACUUGUGGUGUUCUCCAUGUGCUUUGGUCUGGUGAUUGGAAACAUGAAAGAACAAGGCAAACCAUUAAAGGACUUCUUUGACUGCCUCAAUGAGGCAAUUAUGAGAUUGGUUACCGUAAUUAUGUGGUAUGCUCCAUUGGGAAUCCUCUUCUUGAUUGCUGGGAAGAUUGCUGAGAUGGAAGAUAUGGGGGUGGUUGGAGGACAGCUUGGCAUGUACACCAUCACUGUUAUUAUAGGCUUGCUUAUCCACGCCGUCAUUGUCCUUCCUCUCCUUUACUUUCUUGUCACCCGUAAAAACCCUUGGGUGUUCAUCGGAGGAUUGAUUCAAGCCUUAAUCACAGCUCUGGGCACCUCAUCGAGCUCAGCAACUUUACCGGUUACAUUUAGGUGUCUCGAAGAAAACAAUAAGGUGGAUAAGAGGGUGACCCGAUUUGUGCUACCAGUGGGAGCUACAAUCAAUAUGGACGGCACAGCCCUCUAUGAGGCCCUAGCUGCUAUUUUCAUUGCUCAAGUCAACAAUUAUGACCUUAAUUUUGGACAGAUUAUUACAAUCAGCAUCACAGCCACAGCUGCAAGUAUUGGAGCCGCUGGAAUCCCACAAGCCGGCCUUGUCACCAUGGUUAUUGUGCUGACGUCGGUGGGAUUGCCAACAGAAGACAUCACAUUGAUCAUUGCAGUUGAUUGGUUUCUGGACCGACUCCGUACCACCACAAACGUGCUUGGGGACUCUCUUGGUGCUGGAAUAGUGGAACAUCUGUCCAGGCAUGAGCUGAAGCAGGCUGAUACAGAAAUGGGCAACUCAGUGAUUGAGGAAAAUGAAAUGAAGAAACCAUACCAGCUGGUCUCCCAGGAAAACGAAACCGAGAAACCCUUAGACAGUGAAACUAAGAUGUAGGUGACCUCCAGUGUCUUCUGACUGGAAAUGCAUCCAUUCCAUUUUGUUUUAACUUUCAAACAUAUCGUCUGGUGCCAGUGUGACUCUGGGUGUAUCCAGACAACCACCAAACACAGGUGCCACAAUACCCGUUUUUUUAAAUAAUAUUUUGCCAACGUGGCUUUGACCAGUUUGUGCUAACCAGGUGAUGAUAUUGCCAUGUUUGUAUAAGAGUUUUAUUUUAUUAUGUUUUUUUUAUGUCUUUAUAUGAUUUGGGAACAAGAGGUGUAGCUAUGGGGGGCAGUGGAAGCAAUCACACCUGGGCCCUGCCUCUUAAUGGGACACCAGUAUUUUAAAUGUCACAUGAUAAGCAGGGGCCUGUUACUGUUGCCUCUCUUGGGAAUGUGAGGGGUGGGACUUAUUGGGAAUAAAUUCAAGUUUACUCUCUAAUGAUUGCAUGCCAUAGACGCUGUCAAUACAACUUCUAUGGGAGAAAAUGGGGAGGUGGGUCCCAUCCAACUUUUCCCAAAUGGGUGGAGUGAAGUUGAAAAGGGCUCUUUUUUUUCUUCAACAUUAGCAAACAAGGAGUAGAACACUAGAUCAAACCUAACAACCUAACAAUCUAGGACAAGCACUCUUGACCCCACUCUUGAUACCAUUUUAUGGUAGGGGUCAAGGCAUGGAAGUGGCCCCAUUUUGCUAUAGGGUCACAUCUUCUUUACAUAGACCCCUGUUCUCUCAAAAACUGUAUUUCCUAAGUCUGGUUAAUUGACCUAACGUUUUGGGCUACCUAAAUUUUAAUUACAAAGUACCCCCUAGAUUUUAAAGAGGGAGCUAACACUGAUAGCCCCUUAGACAGGGUAUCUCUGAUGUCAAAAGUAUUUUGAAGUAAUUCUUCUAAAUGUAACAAAUGAGAAUACAUUUCGAGGACCAAACUUUUAAGUGUUACUGUGAGAAAAUGUUACCAUUUAGGACCCUGACCAAUUGGCUGGCUCUAAAGAGUGUAUCUGUCUUUGGAGGACCCAGCACGUCCCUACAUGACAGAAGAACUCCACAGAUUUUUAUAGGUAAUGUGCAAUGCUUCGCUUCACCUGUGGUGGUGCUGCUGUGGAAUUGAACACUUGUUGGUGGAUUCCUGGAGCAUUAGAACACACUGUGAUAAGCUUAUUCUGAUAAGCUGAUUCUUCCAAUCAAAAGGGAUUGUUGACAACCCCUUUAAAUGUGAGCUACUAUUACUGUGAAUUGUACACAUUUAAAAGGGAUAUACUAGGUUUUUGCUAAACGAAAUGCCCCGUAUCGGAUACACACUUGUGGGUCCUCGAAUAUAAAAAUAGAUUUUAUUACUAUUGUAUUAUUGCUGGAAUUUUUUUAUUAUUAAUUUCUACUAGAUUUACUUGGAGGCUGGAUUUUAUUUUAUUAAUUUCUACUAUAUUUACUUGAAGGCUUCACACUCCUCUGUCUUUUCCUUACAGAGUACAAUAACACUUGUUGACAGCCAAGGCUACUGCUAUUUUUAUAUAUAUAUUUUUUUUAAUUUUGAUAUAUUGAUGCUGCUCUCAGUCAAAAUUAUUGUAGUGUGUGUUCACCUAAUCAUGUUGGAUCCUAAUCAUAUAUAUGAGACUCAAACUUUGCACCAGUCCAUUAGGAUGAGUUUUCAUACAGAAUCCACACAUCGACCUCUUAGGCCUCGACUUGGUCCUAAAUUGGGAAAUUUUCGAUAAUUGACUCUUAUUGUGUAUAUGCCAACUGGAUCCAUGUAGAAAUAUUUUUUGAACAUAUUCAUAUGUGACCUCAUAUUAAUGUUUUUGAAGGUAGUUUUUACCAUUAUGGUUAGAUGUGUGAUGUUGGUGAAGUAGGAGGACCCAACAACGUCAUGCCACGUGCCCUAUAUGGGGUCACACACAGUCCUCUGGUUCUAGACUACAUAUGCCACCAUAUGGGAGAACACCUCCAUGGUUGUCUACACAUUGAAAUUGCCACCAUUUCUCAUGGAUUAUAUAUGAAUCCUGAUAGAGAUGCAGUAUGGGUCAAUAGCAAUCUGAUAUAAAGCAAGGGCCAUAUUUUAGGGAGGGCACAAGGCCUGGGGCCUCUACAACCAUGUAGAACUAGGUCCAUCCACCACCUCCCUAACCGAUGGUCAUUUGCUGAUCCUAUCCAGGCAAAUAUAGGUGGUUCAGUGGUUCCACACGAGUGUGACUUAUUUUUGAAGUCUAAGAGAGUGACCUGCUUACCUGUCUCCAUUACUCCCAUAGACUUCAGUGUCAAAAGUCAUGCACAGCCCCCUUUCUUAUACGUGGCUGAGAUAGGAAGCUUAGAUACUCUGGGUCCCAGAGGUAGAAUUGGGGCCCACAACAAUUUUUUUUAUUUUUGCCAAGGGGCCUACACUAACCUUAAUUUUGCCUUGAGUAUAGUUAUGUCUAUGAACCCUUAGAAUUCACAAGUCCUUAUUCAGUGACCACUGCAAUUUUGCUGCAAUAUUAUUUUUCACGUAGACUGCAACACAGUGGAAAAAUAGAAUCUAGAAGAAAGCAUGUGUCCUUCAUGUGCAAUUUUGACCUGCCAUACCCACAUGUGGGUAUGAAUGUAUUAUUAUAAGAGCCCCUAGUACACGUAGCCUUAUGGUUACAAAAUUAAUGAGAUGGUCUAUGCACAGGGAAGAAUAUCUCCUUAAAACGGCAUGAAUCCUCUCUGCAUGAAACCUCUGUGUGUACCCAUGUAUAAAAUCAGACAUUUUGGGUGUAAGGUAGUUUAUGGGCACCGUCUUACGAAUUAAUAAAAAAUGGACCCUAUAAUCGCCAGGUGCAUGAGCCCUUAUUGAAAUCCAAGACAUGAUAUAUAUAUACACAAGUGGGAUAUUGCAGCUCCAUUGAAGUGAAUAGUACAGAGCUGUACUACAGCAGACAACCUGUGAACUGGGUGCCACUGUUUUUAGAAGAAAGUUGCCAUGUUUUUAUUAUCCUGGAGAAAUCCCUUUAACAUUUUUUUUUGGAGUGUGAUACAAAUACUCACCAGACAUUGAACCCAAAUGUAUCUCAGUCUCUGUUGAAAGUUAUAUAAUACCUGUGUAUAUAAAAUGUGUGAAAUAAGAGAUCAUUUUUUUAAAGUGCAGAGUAUAUACUAUCUUCAUAUGCUAGAAAUUUUUAACUGGGUACUUAAAAAAAAAAAUCUACAGGCAUUGCAAGUCAGAGAUAUACAGUACAAUAUAAAUGUUAUAUUUUGCUAAUAUGACUAGAGAAACACAGAUCUUAUAAAAUUUAACUAGAGAUUUUUAUAUUAGAUGCAAAACAAUGUACAAAACUUAACUGUAGAGAGUAACUAUGUUUUUGAAUUUUGUGAAGUCCUAAUGUGGAAAUUUGCCAUUUAUUUGUUAAAAAUGUUUAAAACAAUAAUUUGUCUUUUUGUCAUAUAACUAACUGUUUUCAUGAAUCGGGUACAAUAGAAAUUUCUUUCCACAUGUACUUUACUGGUUCUGUUUUCAUGUACCCAGUGUGGAUUGAAGAAUUGUAAUUUGUAGGUAUAUUUUCAAUAAAAAAUAGAUUAUA